AUGCAUUUCCCGCUAUUUCUUCUUCUCAUUUUCUUCGGUGCCCCUGCAUUUUGUGCACCGGAUCGUCAAUUCCAAGAAUGGGUCGGAGGAGAAAAGCUGUUCUCAAAUGAUAUUUCGACUUCUCCCGUUCUAAACAGUCCAGCCCCUACAGAAGUCUCCUUGGAUCCGGACCAACAAGCAGAAGUGGAAGCGAAAAAAAUGACUGCACGAAAUAUUGCGAUUGACUUGAGGAGAAUUAUCAUCAUUUGUGUAUUCCUUGUUCUCAUCGUUUACGACAUCUGGAUGCGUGCUAUGGGCCCAGCCUUCCAAGUGAUCGUCAAAUACCAGCCACCAGGCGAGAAGCGCUUUUGUUCAGCCGUGGAGGAAGUAUGA
Molecule: messenger RNA, 372 nt
Organism: Caenorhabditis briggsae
Lineage: Eukaryota; Metazoa; Nematoda; Chromadorea; Rhabditida; Rhabditidae
Exons: 2
Coding region: 1-372 (123 amino acids)
Source: RefSeq, a predicted model, not a curated record